AUGACAGAAGAAAAGGUCACACCCGCGCCCGUCGCCCGGGUCGACAGCGCCGACCCGCGCCCGUCAUACGCUGGAAGCGCCCGCAUCCAUCCCGAUGAGAAAGGCGCCAUGGGCGGUGAAUGGACCGAGCCCAUCGUCGACACGAAGGUCCCCGAGACCGAAGAGCACAAGGAAGAAGAUCUCUACCGUCCUCUGCUGAUGGACCCUAGCAUCCCGAAUGAAGAAAACAUCCUGACUGUGCGCGCGGUUGUUAUCGGUUGCAUUCUGGGAUCUCUCGUCAACGCAUCUAACCUUUAUCUCGGGUUGAAAACCGGUUUUACAUUCAUCGCUUCCAUGUUUGGUGCCGCGGCCACCGGUGCCGGUGGUAUCGCCGGCAUCUUCGUCGCCGGUAUCCCCGCCAUGUACCGCCUCGGAGUCAUGGACAGCACGCCUUCUGGUGACAUCGGCAAGAUCUUUACCUUGACGAUUUGCUGUUCCUUCUUCGGACUCUUCUUCGUCACCCCGCUCCGCAAGUUCUUCAUCAUCCGCACCGCCCGGGAGCUGAAGCUCAUGUUUCCCACCUCGACCGCCACUGCCUUGACAAUCAGGUCCAUGCAUGCGGGUGCGCUCGGCUUCGCUUUCGGCGCCUGCAUCAUCCACCGCGUCGCAUCGUACUACGCCAUCGGGAUCCUCUACGACUGGCACGUUUUCACCUGGAUUCACAUCUGGAGUGGUUAUAUGUCUUGGGCAAUGAAUAUAGAGUCUUGGGGGUGGUUUUUUGAGAUAACAUCAGCCUUUAUCGGGUCUGGAAUGUUGAUCGGAAUGAACUCUGCUUGUUCCAUGAUGGCCGGGAGUAUUCUGGCUUGGGGACUUAUCGGCCCCUUGCUCGUUCACUACGGCGAAUGCAUUGGAAUAGACGCUUCUGGCGGAGAUCCGAACUGGAAAGGUUACUACAGUUUCACAUCUCUGAAGAAUGUUGGAGUUGGACCUCCUUCGCCCCGAUAUUGGCUUCUAUGGCCCGGAGUGAUGGUUAUGGUGUGUUCUAGCAUGGGAGAGCUACUUGUCCACUGGAAAAUCAUCUACUUUGGCUUCAAGGCUGGCUGGAAGUCGAUUUGUCUGUCAAUUCAUGAGACCGCCAUGAAGCGGAACAAGCGGAUCGAAUUUUUUGCCAAAUAUGCGGAAGCUGAGGAAAAACUGGACGCAGACCAUGUCGAAGACCCUGCUACGCCUGAACAACAAGUAAAGACAUGGAUCUGGGUUGUUGGACUCUUUGCGUCCAUCAUUCUAGCUUGUAUUGUCAUGGGACUGCAAUGGCAGGUCAAUGUUGGUGUCACCAUAUUGGCGCUGGUCCUCGCUUUCCUUUUUUCUUUCCUCGCUAUUCAGAUUGGGGCCGUUACCGAUCAGACACCUCUUACAGCUGCAGCAAAGGCCGCUCAAUUGGUUAUUGGUGGCACCACAACCGGUGCGGGAUACACUGUCCAACACGCUCAACGCAUCAACCUCAUUUCGGCCGGCUUGGCGGCCGGUGCCGCCGACGUCGCUACGGCGCUUACCUCCGAUUUCCGCACUGGUUUUCUGCUCGGUACACCGCCCAACAAGCAGUUCAUUGCCCAAGCUAUUGGCACGUUUGUGUCGGUUUGGCUCGCUCCCGGUCUGUUCGUCUUGUUCACCACGGCCUACCCUUGCAUUACGGAUGCCGAGCUUGACCACUGCCCCUUCCUGGUCCCUUCUGUUAGUGCUUGGGCUGCAGUUGCCCAGGUUGUCACGAGCCCUGACGUACCCAUUCCCCUGUCUUCCGGCAUUUUCUCUAUUGUUCUUGGCAUCUUUUCCAUUCUGCAGGUCAUUUUCCGUCACUAUUAUCUCACCGGUUCCCGCGAGAAAUACCAACAAUGGCUUCCAAAUUGGGGUGCCAUCGCCCUAUCCUUUGUCAUCCCAGGCCCCGUUUUCGUUAACGCUGCCUUCGUCGGUGCUAUCAUUGCCUUUAUCUGGCGUAGGUGGAAGCCUGCGAGCUUCGAGCUGUAUGGAUACGCCAUUGCUGCCGGUAUGAUUGCUGGCGAGGGAAUGGGUGGCGUCAUUGGCGCUGCAUUGCAAUUGGGCAAUGUUUCGAGUGACCGAUAUGGAACCGGCGGCCUUGCUUGCCCCAUGGAGUCCUGCUAA
This is a messenger RNA of Colletotrichum spaethianum, 2136 nucleotides long. RefSeq names its product putative metallocarboxypeptidase ECM14. Bases 1 to 2136 code for a protein of 711 amino acids. Lineage: Eukaryota; Fungi; Ascomycota; Sordariomycetes; Glomerellales; Glomerellaceae. Gene Ontology annotation, molecular function: oligopeptide transmembrane transporter activity. The transcript is spliced from 4 exons. Gene Ontology annotation, cellular component: fungal-type vacuole membrane. The record is from RefSeq and is a predicted model, not a curated record.